Molecule: messenger RNA, 987 nt
Organism: Prunus armeniaca (apricot)
Lineage: Eukaryota; Viridiplantae; Streptophyta; Magnoliopsida; Rosales; Rosaceae
Source: the annotation of a GenBank genome assembly
AUGGCGGAAGAAGAAAGAGAGAAGGAGAAGGAGAGGGAGCUGAGUAAGAAAGAGGAGAUGGCACCAUGGGAGCAACACUCUACAGUAAUCAGCAUCCCUCGCUUCGACUACAACGCCCCUUCUUCUCUUCUCCAACACUCCCACUCUGGCUUCCUCAUCACCUGCCCCAUUAAGAGGGAAAAGAGCGCCACAAAAGAAGCAAUCUCCCUCCUUGCAAAGUAUGUUCAGUGCUUUAAUAGAUGCAGUUCAGAAGAAGAAGCCGUUUCUAAAAGAAGGAAGCUUUCCAAAGAGAAUACAGAUGGCGAGGAGGCUACUGCUAACUCUGGGGACGCGCAUGAUGAUGUUCAAGAGGGUCCUCCUCUGCCUCCUGCGAAGGUGGAUGCGGAAGGAGACACAAGCCCUCUUCUUUCGCUGGUUAAGCUUACAAAGAGUGGUUUGCUUCUCUUUACCUUCCCCAAAAACACUUCUCCUGACGUUGUUGAUACUGUAUCCAAAAUUAUGCAUUCUGUGGAAUCUGGGAGUUGUGGUUCACCCCUUUGGUGUCAUCGUAUUUUCCCUAUCCAAGCUACUUGUAGUUUGAAUGAGGAGGAACUGCAUGAAGUUGUAUCAAAGCUUGUUCUUCAAUUUUUGAACAAUAAUCAGAAACUUGCACGGCCCAUAAAGUUUGCAGUUGGGUAUAACAGAAGAGGGGUAGAAACAGAACUGAAUACUUCCAAAGAAGCUUCAAAUGCGGUUGUUUUGUUGGACCGUGACAAAUGCUUUGAAAUAGUGGCUUCUGCAGUCACAGGUGUUGUAUCAGAUUCCGUGGUGGACCUCAAAUCUCCAGAGCUUGCUGUCCUAAUUGAGCUACUACCCCUCUCUGGUGUACCCAAAGAUUCCUUAGUGGUUGCUGUUUCAGUUCUUCCUCAAAACGUCGUAAGCGUGAAGCCACGACUAUGCAUCAAGGCACUGGUUUCUGAUACCAAAACAAAGGGCAAAAAGAAUUAA